AUGAGAGAGAACACGAGAGAGAGAGAGAAGCAGGAAAUCGCGUCAGUCUAGGCAGUGGCAGCAGCGAGUCCGGUCGAGGAGCGAAAGGGCCUCUUGGGUUUACUGUUUAUGCGGAGUUACGGGUGACAAUGACCUGGCUGAGGCGGUGCUCGAAGACUGCGAUGGUGACGAUGGUGAUACUGAUAGUGACGACAGAGAAGCGGAUUCACGCAUUCAACUUGAACACCACUAUGGCCCGUGUUGGAACCGGUCCUCCUGACUCCGACUUCGGCUUCAGCGUUGCCCUUUGGUCUGAUUUCAAAGGGGAAAAGAGUGUGGUCGUUGGAGCCCCGAAGGGAGCGAACGCGACCAUUAGCGAAGGGAAGCCACCCAUGGGGAACAUCUUUAUAUGUGACCUUCAAGAGAUGACCUGUGAACCUGACCCUCGCCUUCCCUCAGUAUCGGACAGCGACAAGAGCAAACCUGCCUUAGAACUCCCUCGUCCUCUUCCCAUGGCUUUUGGACAAACUUUAAGUACCCUGAACAGAGAUUCCUCGCAUCUAGCUGCCUGUGCACCAAACUACCCGAGGCUCGAGGGAGUCUACCAGAUUCGUGGGGCUUGCUUUGUGCUGGAGGAUCGUACCGCGACUCCCAGCAAGAUUAUAAUGUUCAAUGCAACAGCCGGAAAAGACAACACAUUUCAAAACGCCUCUGCGGGUUUCAGCGCUCAGCUAUUUUCAAAGGGAGAUGUUCAUAUUGUGACUGGUGGACCGACGGCAUAUUAUCUCGAAGGAGUGGUGAACGUCAAGAAGCUCUCAAGCAGAGGCGUAGGUUCCGUCAACCGCUUCACUAAUUCGACUUUCAACAUGUCCUCCGACCCCACCUACAAUCUGGAAGGGACUUACGAAGGCUGGCAGGUGGCGGCAGACAAGUUCGACGGAGAAGAGGUGUUCGUCGCGGCGUCGUUGGUCAAUUUCGGGAAAUACACCGGGAUGGUGAAAUUCUACCCGACCUCGCUCAAGCGGGUCGAGAGGACCCUGGAAGGCCGAGAGACCGGAGCCAAGUUCGGGUACAGUCUGGCGUCGGGAGAUUUCGACGGGGACGGCGUAUCGGAUCUCGCUGUCGGGUCGCCGCUCUGUCGGGGGGAGAAGAAAACGGACGAUGCAGGGGGCGUGUCCGUAUUUUACUCGCCGCUGAAGAAGAGUGCGUCGCAGAAAGAGCAAGAGAUCAAAGGUCAGAUUGCAUGGGCGAGAUUCGGCCUGGCUCUGACCUCGCUUGGGGACGUCAACGCCGAUGGAUACGAUGACCUAGCUGUGGGCGCCCCCUAUGAAGAUGAUAGAGGUGCUGUGUAUAUAUUCAACGGUGGUUCAAGCGGCCUUCUCCUUCAGCCUUCUCAGGUACUCCGGGCGUCCGAUUUCCCAGGUAACUUGAGAGGCUUUGGCUUCAGCUUGGACGGCGGCGUAGACAUGGACGAAAACGGCUAUACGGACAUGGCGAUCGGCGCUCUGGGGGCCGAGUCAGCUGUGCUUGUCAGAUCCGCCCCGGUCGUCACCCUCGUCGGGAACUUCAGCUUCGAGUCGGACUCCAUCUUCAUCGAGGACAAGCAAUGCGGGGACGAAGUGGCAGGCUAUAAGUCGAAGAGGGGCACGUGCGUCUCGCUCAGCGUCCAGAUGGCUUAUGAGGCCAAGACGUCGCUGGGGAAUCUCGCCAUGCUCUUCCGCCUCACUCUGGACGGCCAAGGCACCGCUCGGCACCACGUGUUUUACAGUAAUAAUGAACACAGGUAUGAACGCACAUCAGAUGUCCCAUAUGGAGGGAAGCCUUUAGCUUGGAAGGUCAUAGUUUUUUCAAAAUCCAACCAAUCUGUCACCAACCAGGCCCUCCGCGCUUCAUUAUCGGUAUAUCUCCUUCCUCCGAGUGAGUCAGAAGGGCGUGAGGACGUGGUGCCGCCUGUUCUGAAUGCCCUGAGCCCUACCAACUUCAGUGCCUCCGUUGUGUUCACCUGUAAGAGCGAUGCGACGUGUUUUUCCAAGCCUGAGUUGACCCUUGGAGGAUCGGCUGAAACCCUUAUAGUCGGCAAAGAUAAAGUGGACGUGAGUAUCCAGCUGAGGGUGAGGAACCAGUCAGCCCACGCGGUUAAGAUCCGCAUCCAGCACCCGACGCCCUUGAAGUACCUGUCGGCGAGGGGGCAAGGGGUUCGGCCCCCUGACUGCCGCUACCAAAAUCUGAUCAGCGUCCAGAAUCCUACGUCGCUCCUGUGUACGUUUAGGACCAUCGACGUGGAUGAUGAGGUAAACUUCACACUGGUUUUCACCCACGACCCUGAGUCCCUGAUGAACUUACUCGAACGCUCCACCUUAAGUGUGAAUUUGACAGCCACGAGCGACGGGGUUGACAGCACCAGCAGCUUGAACAAUGGCUACAGCAUCGCUAUUCCUACGGCGCUGGAUUCCGUGCUCCACACUGGAAGCGCCUCAGAGACAGACACGAUAUCCGUCAAAGUCAACCAGUCUUCGACCAUGAACGAGAUCGAGGAGGCGAGGGCCCAGGACAUCCCUGUGUCGGUCGAGCGCCUCGGGCCCCAGAUGCAGCACGAGUUCAUCCUGGAAAACCGUGGUCCUUCGCCGGUGAAGAACACGAAGCUGGAACUGUUGCUGCCGAUUUUCGCCAGCGGGAGACAAGUCACUUACCUGUACCAACAACCCAUUAUUUUCGGACCCGUCAAUUGCUCAACGCUGCCGAUAAAUCCACUGUCACUGGAGCCACCAGGUCACGGGAACUACCUCCCUACACCCCCCCACUCCGCGUUGACCCAGGGAGAAAAAACAGCCUUUGUUGCACUGCAGCCGGAAGAGGGUCAAAGCCGUAGCAAGAGGGCAGCGGAAGAACCUACCACUACAGACUACCCUACCACUGAGUACCUCUACUCCGACUACUAUACAGACUACCAAGAAUACUACUACUACAACUACAACUACUACGGCAAUGCACCGUUGUCUGAGGGACAGGACACGCCGGAUACCAUCCCAAAGAAUGACAGGACUAAACCACAAAGCCAGGACGAUGCGCUUCACAAACUGAUAUUCUGCGACGAGCUAAGAUGCAGAAUAACAUGUGACAUAGCCCUUCUCCCGGCCGAAGAGAAAGUCAAAAUUAUCAUACCAAGUUAUAUAGCCAUAAGAGAACUCGACCAGCUUGGAUAUCGCAAGUUUAGGCUGCUGUCUGCUGUGCGUGUGAAUGUCACCCAGAAGAACAACACGCUGAUUAACCCCAUUGCUGCUGCAGAGACCUUUGUGUCUCUUAUUAGCCCUAAGAGAGCGAGCUUCGACUCCAUUCCGCUGUGGAUUCUCAUGCUGGCGGUUCUCUUCGCUCUGGUCAUCAUCCUGCUCAUCAUCGCCGGGCUGUGGAGGGCUGGCUUCUUCAAGAGGAACCGUCCACCUACAGGAGAAAAGAGAGAAAGUCUCAUACAUCAGGACUUCGCCAUCUGUAGACCUGACACAGACCUCGACGAGUUCCAGCCUCCACAGAACGCGAUAUAGGCAGUUCCAGGGCGCUCAUUGCAGACUGUGCGGAGAGGGAAAGGAGGCAGAGAGAGGAUGUGGACAAAAGCACUCAGGCUGGAAAGGGAAAAUGAGGAAGUGGGUGAGAGAAAUGUUAAGAUGGGGUUUGGUGAGGUUGAGGAGGAGGAGGAGGAUUAGAAGAAGAAGAAAAAGGAGAAGGAGAUGGAGAUGGAGAGAGGGGGAGGAGGAGGAGGAAAUAGAAGGAGGAGGAGGAGGAAGAGGAAGAAGGGGAGGAAGAGGUGGAAGAGGAUGAAGAGGAGGAAGGGGAGGAAGAGGAGGAAGAGGAGUAGGAGUAGGAGGAGGAGGAGGAGGAGGAAAGAGAGAUGGAAGAGGAGGAAGAAGAGACGAAGGGGGAGAAAGAGGAUGUGGAAGAUACAGUAAGGAAGAAAAAGAAAGGAAAUCGGAAGAAGAAGAAGAAAGACAAGAAGGAGGAACAGAGGUAUGGGAGGGAGUGCAGAUAGAGG
Molecule: messenger RNA, 4003 nt
Organism: Penaeus indicus
Lineage: Eukaryota; Metazoa; Arthropoda; Malacostraca; Decapoda; Penaeidae
Product: integrin alpha-8-like
Exons: 27
Coding region: 129-3518 (1129 amino acids)
Biological process (GO): cell-cell adhesion; cell-matrix adhesion; integrin-mediated signaling pathway
Cellular component (GO): integrin complex; external side of plasma membrane
Molecular function (GO): integrin binding
Source: RefSeq, a predicted model, not a curated record